CUUAGGUUAAAAAAACGGAGCGUGGAACGUAUCAUUUCAGUGGAGGAUGAGGCCAUGCGACGAUUUGUGUGUGCGCGUUCCCGGACAUACUUUUGCGCUUUAGUGGAUCAGAUUGCCAUGCAGUCCAUUGAAAUCGAUCAUUUUGCUCGAUCGGCUGAAAACGAAUCGAGUAAUCGUGAACGGCUUGAUGUUAUGAUUGAUGAUUACCUUGAUUAUAUACAUUACCUCAACGAUGUUCUACUUAUUAAGGAUGAGCAGUUAUCUGCUAUGUUUAUUGAAGUGAUUUUUGAACGAUUGCUUGCACCAUUAUAUCUGGCAUCGCUUGGCGGUCUAAGGGUUCGACAGACUGCUGCCGUUUUAACUCCAGUAUCCGCACUUUUCUUCCUUACGCAAUUUCUGUUAAUCGUUGACGAUUUCCAGGCGGUGCAGACACUUUUGUCUUCGUUUUUCUUCGGUGAUAACUCGGAUGUGCAGUAUCAGUGGAUGCGAAGCCAAACAACGACUUGGGUACUUGGAAGUGCUAAACCAAAAAGCACUGAAUUACGGGCAUUUUUCAACGGGUAUCUGAAUUCAUUGGUUUGUUCGAGGAAUGAUCAUUCUGCGUUUUUUGGACUUAUUUUUAUCUAUGCAUUCUGCCAGAACAAAGGAGCGAGAGGAGAAAUUCUGGAAGCUGUACAAUUCACAUCAGAUGCCCUUGGUUCUUCCGAACAUAAUUUCUUGAGUUUUUUGCUGGAUGUCAUAACAAAAUGCGCUGAAAAAGAAGCAUUUAUUCGUACAAUAACUGUCGAGCUGUGUUGCGUUGUGAUCAGACAGUUGUUGCUGGCGAUGGAUGCUUCUGUGGAAACGCAGAUGGAAUGCAAACGGCGAGCAGAUAAAGCUAAAGCAGAUAUUGUUGCUGCACUUACACCAUCUGUUCAUUCUGAAGAAUUAUUCCUGGAAAUGUUCGAAGAUGAAUUUUAUAAUUUCGAGAGAAGCAAAAUUCGAGUUGGAAAUAUGAGUGUGGAUUCCGCGCUUUUGCUUCCUCCGCCAAGUACUCCAAUGAGUGGAGUUCCGCUCAACAAGCGCCUCCCAUCCGGCAACGAAGAACGCAUUCGAAGGGGCAUACAGCUGUUUUUUCAUUUGAGACGAUUUGCGCUUGAUCUAGGCGGUGAAGAGGAGCCCGAUCUGCAUGCUCCACUAAAAGCCGAUGUUAUCGUUGAAGUAAACGACUGCAUCAAUCUGGUGGUUAUGAAUAAUCGAGGCGAAAGAGUUCAUCGAUUCCUUGUAACAGACCAAGCGCAACUGAUACUGGUUGAGCCGGAUAACAAGCGAAUGGGAUGGGCUGUUGUUCGUUUUGUUGGUCUUCUACAAGAUACGCAAGUAACGGGUGAUUUGGGUGACAGUCGUGCCCUUCAUAUAAUUGUUAACAACGUUGGCAGCCGUUCUUCACGAGCAAAUAAUGCUUUGUGUUUCAAUGCUAAACUGAUAUUUGAUGAUCACAUAAGAUGUAUGGCUGCGAAGCAACGCCUUACAAAGGGCAGGCAAAUAGCGCGACAGCGCAGAUUGGAUCAGAUUUGUGAUUUGCUUGGAGUAGCUAAGAAGAAUUCGGUCUGGGAAAAUAACAAGAAUCCGUUUCGUGUGGUCAAAGGAUGUCCACCUGGAUCAUUACGAAGACAGCAGCUGGGCAGUCCCAGUAGUAGCAGAUCAUCGAACAGCUCGCUGAAUAUUGUUCCGGAUGAUCCUGAACAUGGUGCUGCUGGUCCAUCGACAAGUAGUAAGGAUUGGAAGACCGAAAACAUUUAA
Messenger RNA from Gongylonema pulchrum, 1782 nucleotides. The record is from the annotation of a GenBank genome assembly. NCBI's taxonomy places the organism in Eukaryota, Metazoa, Nematoda, Chromadorea, Rhabditida, Gongylonematidae.